Molecule: messenger RNA, 167 nt
Organism: Racocetra persica
Lineage: Eukaryota; Fungi; Glomeromycota; Glomeromycetes; Diversisporales; Gigasporaceae
Source: the annotation of a GenBank genome assembly
UACAAAUAUCAGAAAUUUUAAUAUCAGAUGAUGAUUUAUUUGAACCAUUUUUCGAUAAAGAAACAGAUGGUAGCUCUGAAAUUCCUGUUGAAGCUGACAAGGACCAUGAACUUAACCUGCAAUCUUUAAUUGCAAUAGUUAAUUCCAAUGAUAUUCUAGAAAUCUGA